AUGUCUUUUAGUGCACACAUUUCACUGAUAGAUUUAUCUCAGCAGCUUCCUUUUGAAAUAGACAAUGAGUUAAAGAAAGAGAUAUGCUUUGGAGAAACUCUCAUUAUUAGUUGCGGUCACUAUGAGGGGGACAUCGGAGAAGAGUCGUCAGAUUCGGAAUGGUCUUGCCACGAUACAACCGAAAGUUCUACCUCAGACGAGAUAAAAGAUGAUACUAUGUUGGAAAUAAAGGAUCGAGUGGAAGAAGAGGCAGCAGAUGAACAACAUCAAGAAGAAGAUGAUGAUUUUCACUUUUACUUCUUCCCAGACUGCACUAAGCCACCACCACCACGAGACAGCAAAGCGAGUAUAAUGAUUGUUGAUGGCUUGCCACAGAUAAAUCCAGAUGCGAAAGGUCCACCGCCAUGUACAUGCGAUAAGGACAAAAAAGGGCAAUGCGUUUGUCACAUAAAAUUGCCCUGCCAAUGUGGAGCCAAAACAACAGCCGAUUGUGUCUGUCCAAAAGCUGAAAAUAUUUGUAUUUGUCAUGAUGGCAAACCACAGCCUAUUUGCACUUGUAAAGGAAGCGAUGUUUGCUUAUGCCACCCUGACGGUAAAAUACGAGCAAAGUGUACUUGUGGGCAGGUGGAUAAGCCUUGCAUUUGUCACCCUCGUAAAAAGUUCCCCUCACCUGUUUGCACUUGUAAACAUAAGCCCAAACUCGAAGUUGAUGACCGAGUUAAGUCUAUGAUCGAAACUGUGGAAGAAGGCAGUGAAGAAAUUGGCCUUGAAGAAAUAGAGAGCGAAACAACAGAAAAAGUGGAAGGUGAAAUUGAGCAAGAGCCUUGCUUGUGUCAAAAGCCAGAUCCUAAACCAGUGUGUAAAUGUCUCAAAGGAAAAUCAUGUAUUUGUACUGAAAAUGCAUGCGUCUGCGGAGUUCAAAAAACAUGCGUUUGCGAGCCAACUGACGAUGAGGAACCAAUUUGCAAAAGCGACGAGUCCAAAUCAAUUUGCAGCUGUCCUGUCCCUUUAGAAUGCAAGUGUGAUGCAAAAUCACCUGAUGACUGUACGUGUUUCCCUCCCCAGCUUUGCGCUUGUGGUAACGAUCCCGGCAAAUGUAAAUGUUUCGCCGCUUGUGAUUGCUCUGCGCCAUGCAUAUGCGACACGAAAGUGGACGACGAUGAAUGCAUCUGUCUCGACAAAACUAAGCAAUUGGCUAAGGGACUGGUCUGCACGUGUUCCAGUAAAGAAAAAGAGAAAGAUGACCCUAUGAAGUUGAAGAGGAUGAGGGCUGGCAAGCAAGGCUAUCGUUGGUGUCAUGAAGUGGACCCUCGUCACACCUAUUUUGAUUAUGGGUAUGGUAGACACGAUAAGAUAUCAUAUAAAUUCCAGGAGAGGGAAAAAAUAAAGAUCCUAGGGCUAGGGGACGAAAAAGAAGAGGAGGAAGUAUGUGCUGUUCAUGGUGUCAAGGCACCACCCUAUAAAAAGAAAGUUCGCAAACCUUCAAUUGAUUGCUGUAGUGCCCUAGGAGGUAUAAGCAUUUGUGUCGAAACCCUCGGCGAAGACAAGGAUAAGUUUCUCGUUCAAGUUGUGUCGCAUUCGUCAAAAGAAGGAGCUAAGACCGGCUCGAAGCUAGUAAGCAUAUUGGAUUGCCAACUACAUACGAUGGAGGAGAAUAGAACUGAGCACAUUACUAAAAAGAAUAUAACUAAAGAACGUCGAAGUUAUAUGACUAUCUGCGAAAGCGGUUAUUAUAACAAGGUGACCCGCGUCUGCGGAGACCGUGAUGUCGUCAAGAGGUUUUAUCAUUCCUUCGAGGAUGCCCGAUACUUCCUACUCGAAGGCGCCAAUCUGGUUCUACUGAGAUAUUUCGGUCUUCGCCGGUAUAGGGGCAAUAUUAAAACUGAAACGGUCUUGAUGGACGGCACCAUUUGUGAGAGUAUUUAUGUCUGCCACGGAGUCAGCCAAGCGAUAGUAAAUGGGAAACCACUGUUUGUUUGCAAAGUCGAGCGCCAUAUUAUAGAACCAUCAGGAGUACUGCACCAAACAUUAACGGUCCUUACUCUACGAGGCUAUACUGUGAGUCACGAAUGGGCCGACAACAGUUACAUUUUACAUCUAAAUCCACUACUAAAUAUUGUUCCUGAAAAAGACGAGAUAGAACCUCAUGUGCCUCUGCGAGAAAAAUGGCGGGACGAUCUUCAGUUGUUAUCGGACUAUUUGGACUUUAAGAGCACCAGAUCAUCUGACGGCGCUCGCUACGUGACCGAGAGCGGUGCACUGACGGGCACAGUCCGAGACUACCUCCAGGCCCUGCUUCUCCUGAAACCCAGUGACGCCUUGCACUUCACCAGACACUACUUCGGAGCUGCCUUGUCAGCGCUGGACUUACCUCAUGAUGAGUACUUCGAUCCUACAACCAAACACGUCAGGUACUACUUCUUUGAAGAAUAAGGCCGUGUCCCUUCAUGAUAGAGCUCAUGAAAGGGAGUACUGUUUUUUUUUUUACUUUCGACUUCUAUUGAAGUUUUGUGCAUGAAUAGGUAGAGAUUGGUCAGAAUUUCAAUUUAAGUUUUCUUGUUUCUUUUCAUUUUUAAGCUCCAUAUAAUCCACAUUACUUUAAAAUUGUAUUUUUGGCACUUACAGCUGGCGUUCUACUUUCCUCACACACAUUAUUCAAUGUAAAAUCCCACGGAGUAGAUUAAAUAUUUUGUUGCGAGUUAUUUGAAAAAACUAAAAACAUUGUAUGGCAUCAAUGGGAUGAGGCGAACAAAAGAGAAUAGAGACUGCAAUAUCAAAUAUUGCCUGAUAGGUUCCUGACAAUUGUUUGACGUUUUUUAUUGUUGCGAACGCAAAAAUAUUAUGUUAGGUACGAAAUAUUGCUCGUGCAUAAUUUCUGCAGGGUUUGAUUUAUUCAUAUGGCAUUUUCAUUCAUUGGGGCGUUGUUUCCCCGUUGAUAUAUUUUUUAACGAAAUCUUUGAUGAAUCAUACCUAUUAGUCAUA
This is a messenger RNA of Ostrinia furnacalis (Asian corn borer), 2982 nucleotides long. RefSeq lists its product as uncharacterized. The record is from RefSeq and is a predicted model, not a curated record. The transcript has 7 exons. Bases 1 to 2433 code for a protein of 810 amino acids. Lineage: Eukaryota; Metazoa; Arthropoda; Insecta; Lepidoptera; Crambidae.